Molecule: messenger RNA, 562 nt
Organism: Syzygium oleosum
Lineage: Eukaryota; Viridiplantae; Streptophyta; Magnoliopsida; Myrtales; Myrtaceae
Product: 40S ribosomal protein S29
Exons: 3
Coding region: 99-269 (56 amino acids)
Biological process (GO): translation
Cellular component (GO): cytosolic small ribosomal subunit; ribosome
Molecular function (GO): structural constituent of ribosome; zinc ion binding
Source: RefSeq, a predicted model, not a curated record
CGUUUUGCGGCGGUUCUGUCGUCUCUUUUGGCCGCAGAAAGUCCCAGGCACUCGAAGCCGCACGAACGAGCUAGGGUUCUGCAGGGGAAGGAGCAAGAAUGGGGCAUUCGAACGUGUGGAACUCGCACCCGAAGAGCUACGGUCCCGGCUCUCGCGCUUGUCGCGUUUGUGGGAACCCUCAUGGUUUGAUCAGGAAGUACGGGCUGAUGUGCUGCAGGCAGUGCUUCCGCAGCAAUGCUAAGGAAAUCGGCUUCAUCAAGUAUCGGUAAUGGUUCGGAGGAGAUGAAUAAAAUUUUUCCAAGGUCUUGCUCGAGGAGUAGCCCUUAUGGCAGCCAAUUGGUUUCCUCAUGCGUGGAACGGCUCUGGAACCGUCGACAUUCGAGCAAAUUAUGGAAUGUUAACGACAUUCUUUUGUUUCUUGCAUUGGUACUUACCUUUUGGUCUAUUUAAGGUCAUGUUUGUCAUCAAGAUUUUGGCUGCGGUCUCUCUGGUCACCUUUGUGCUUAAUGAAUGACUGCUGCGAGAAAGCAGGAAUACUGAAUUGCUAUUCUCGUUUCAUGAA